AUGUCUCCUGCACAACUCUGUGUGAGCCAUUCAAGAUGGUUUUUCUCAAGAUCUUUUUUUCUCGCUACGUGUGUCCUUUUAAUGGGACAAACAAGCACAGAGAAAACACUGACGCUUGUUGUUAUGGUAUUUCGGCAUGGUGAUAGAAGCCCAACUAAGACGUAUCCUAAAGACAUGUAUCAUGAAGACUCUUGGCCUGAUGGCUUUGGACAGCUCACUGAGCUUGGUAUAGAGCAACACUAUGAGCUGGGGAUGUAUCUACGGAAGAGAUAUUCUGGAUUUCUGAAUGAAACCUAUAGCAGGCAUGAGGUUUAUGUGAGAAGCACAGAUAUGGAUCGUACAUUAAUGAGUGCCCAGGCAAACCUUGCUGGUCUAUAUCCACCUGUUGGCAAGCAAGUCUGGAACAAAAAUAUUACAUGGCGGCCAAUUCCAGUCCAUACAGUGCCCCUCUCAGAUGACCAUCUGCUUUCCAUGCCACUAAAAAACUGUCCUAAGUACUACAAACUUCAAAAUGAAACAUACAAAUCAAAAGAGUUUCACGAUCUUGUAAAUCCAUAUAAGGACUUUAUAAAUAGUUUACAAAAUGAAACUGGUUACUCCUCCAAGGAGUUGAAUGAAGCUUACAAGUGGUGGACAGUAUAUGAUGCACUGCUUUGUGAGCAAAUUCACAAUUAUACUCUGCCAGACUGGGCAACCAAGGAUGUUAUGGGCAAUCUGUCUAAGCUAUCUAACAUUGGUAUGUCAACACUUUAUGGAGUAUACAAACAUCAUGAGAAAUCCAGGCUACAAGGAGGUGUCCUUGUGAGUUCAAUUUUAAAAAAUAUUACAUAUGCUGCAACAAAACCAUCCAGCAAUCUAAAGUUAAUGAUGUAUUCUGGGCAUGACACCACAAUAGCUGCUCUCCAGAUGGCUCUGAAUGUAUCCAAUGGAAAAAUUCCUCCUUAUACUGCAUGCCAUAUUUUUGAACUUUACAAAGCUGCUGAUGGCGAAUACACUGUUGAAAUGUAUUACCGGAAUGACUCAUCGGUAGAUCCAUACUUGAUUACUUUACCCGGUUGCUCUUCAUCAUGUCCUUUGGCAAACUUUACUGAGCUGACAUCUUCAAUAAUUGUAGAAGACUGGGAGAAAGAAUGUGGAGCUGAGGUAGAUGAAAAUAAAGGCUCAGGUGCUGUUGUCAGACUGACCAUUGUUGUGGUCAUCUUGAGCAUCGUAGUCCUUGGUCUGCUGGUCCUAUUAUGCUACUGCAGGAAAACCUCAUCAAACUAUGAGACAGUGUGAAAACAGAACAGGCAGAUCUC
This is a messenger RNA of Hyla sarda, 1298 nucleotides long. RefSeq names its product acid phosphatase 3 (gene ACP3). The coding region runs from base 1 to 1278 and encodes 425 amino acids. Gene Ontology annotation, molecular function: acid phosphatase activity. Lineage: Eukaryota; Metazoa; Chordata; Amphibia; Anura; Hylidae. Gene Ontology annotation, cellular component: lysosome. Gene Ontology annotation, biological process: lysosome organization; dephosphorylation. The record is from RefSeq and is a predicted model, not a curated record. The transcript has 11 exons.